UAGAACCGUCCUGGUACUAUACUACAUAGUUAUAUGCACGUAACCACCAACAACUUUUUGUCUUCAAUUGCGUUCUAGAAAACAAUUCCCCCCAAUUAGUUUUGGCAUUCGACGAUCAAUUUGUUCUCAUUUGAGUGUGAAAUGUAAUAGUUUAUUGAUGAAUCCGCCUAAUUGUGCUUGCAGCUGGUAAUUAAUGAUUCUUUUAGUUAAUUGCUAGCUAGCUAAUUAGUCUUAUUGUUUGAUGUUAUACUUAAGCACUUAACUUAAUUGUUCCAACUCACCGCUUUUCAUGGGGAAUAAUGUUGUUGAUUUCUAUUGUCGCGUCUACCAACCUUCCAAUUAACAUAUAAAGUAUUAGGUAGGUAGCUAGUAAAGAGUUGAAUGGAAUUAUCUAAUUGAUAGUCAAACUAAUUAAGAGUAGCUAAGGAGGAAGUCGUAGUAUUUGGUCUUGUUUGAGCUACACCAGAGUUCUGGUUGGUGGGGACUUUGAAUGGACAAUGCAUUUAACCACAUCAGUUUUGGGGAACCAUGAAGGAACUACAACUAGUUUAUGUUUAGCUCAUUACAAAAUGAGUCGAGUUGGACUUUACUUAAUAUUGGCUCGAACUUGGCCUUUUAAAGAGCUCUAACUACUCAAACGCGAUUCGAUCUUAUUCAUUUGUUAUUCUAAACGGUUGAACGACCUCUAACAUAGACUCUAAAAUUAUUUAUAAUUUAAAUACUCUAAUAAUUAUAUAUCAUAUGUGAUACAUGAGAGUAAUACAGCGUUGGAAAAAGAAUGAUAGUAAUUUUUCAUGACUAAUUGAUUCAACACUUAUAUCAUCUGUUGGUAUUAUAUUAUUAUAUAUAAACGUGAAGUGAGGUUACUGUUGCCAAAAUUACUACAUUUUGAUAGCUCAAAUUUAAUUAAAUUACAACUUAGUCAUUAUAAUGUAUAUUCUACAUUUUGAUACCCCAAAUUUAAUUUUAAAGUAAAAUCAUUGAACAAUUAUGUUUUAGUAUCUAAACUUUAUGAGAUUUUCAUACCUACAAUUUUUAAAAUUUACAUAUUGGUCCAAUGUUUACAUUUCACUUGAAUCCAUAAAUCCAAUCCACCGUAACAUAAAAUUAUAAAUUUAGUUUGUACCAUACAAGAUGUUGUAUCACUCAACUGUAGAAGAAGAUUCGACCAUUUUGGUCUUUGAUGAGAUUUUUACUUCAAAUAAACAUGUAUGAUAUCCAUUUGAAAUAAUAACGAUCAUUUUUAAAAGAGCAUUCUAUUUGGUGAUGUGACAACAUAUUUAGUAAAAUAUAAUACGAGUACAUUAAGAUAUUGAUCUGUACGAAGUUUUUGUAUGACAUUUUAAUAGAACAAUGUUUAAAAAAAUUAACAGUAAUAAAAAUCAUAACACUUUAUGUAUUUCUUUCAUUGCCUUCUUCGUCUAACCAUAAUUAGUAAUUGAACCAUGAACCAUUAACGUUUUCACCUCAAUGUCGAGUCCAAUUAAAAAUAAAGAUAUAUGACUAUUACUUAUUAGAAAGUCAUCAUUGUCCAAUAUGGGAUUUGAAGGCUUGAAAUUUUUAGCGAGUUCCCGUUGUAUUCAUUUUGCUUCUCUAUAGAGUUUUUCUUUUUCACCGGGCUAGAUUUUCAACAAUUAUAUGUUUGACUAGGUACCUACACAUAUCAAAUAAAUAGUUUUCAUUUUUCUAAAAAAAGUAAAUAAUUAUCAUCUUAAAUACAUCACCAUAAAAGGAAUUAAGCCUCAACUAUGCAAAUUAUAGUUCGGUACAUAAACUUAAUAGAUCUUAGAUUUAUAGCUUAAAUUUAUUUUUUUAGCAUACAAGUCCUCAAAAAUCAAAAUAUUGAUGGAAAAAUACAUUUUAGUACCUAAUUUUUUUACUACAUUUUGGUACCUAAAAUUGUGAAGUUCUACAAAUAGUUCUAAUUUUUGUAUGUGUAAUUAAAACACCUUCGAAUAAAUGGGUAUCCACACCCAACUCAUACACAUUUAGAUUAUGGAAGUAAAUAUCCAUACCCUACCCAAUCCCAUCUACAACUUCCAAACUCAUAUAUAAGUCGCCCAUACCCUACCCAUAAUCAACGGGUCUACUUGGGUUUAGGUAAAUAUAGUUUAUUAGCCCAAAAUUUUAAAAUAUUUGAAAUUGGAUGUUGAUUGUCAUAUUCUUAUUCAAUAUCAUAUUGUCAAGUCAAUAUUAUUAACAAAACUGCUAACAAAAAAUUAAUUUUAGGAUAAUAAUACUAACAAAACACCAUAAUGGGUCACAUAAUACAUGCCGAUAGGCCAUCUCCUCCCGCGACAAGGCGCAACAUCGCCACCUAGUUACUUUUUAUUAAUGUUAACUAGUUAAUAUUAUGUUCUUCAACAAUAACUAGUAUAUAAGCCAUCCAUAAUAUAUAAUUUCCCUUUCAAAUUAUAGGUGAAACAUAUCUGGUCGUCUUAAACCACCUUAUGUUUUGAAAUAUAUUAUCUAACAAACCUAUGAACUAUUAAGAAGCCAACUCAUAAGCUAUAGAUUGAUAGCACAUUCUGGUGCUCGAUGCACAUAUACGGACUCUCCAGGUUAGCCAGACGGGCCAAAUAAUGAUCGAUGGAAGGACCUACCUGGUCGUCGUGGUGCAUGAUAAUGAGGUAGCGGCGGAACCCACUCCUUCUCGUUAGAUGCACGAGAAACACCAUUUCAAACACAAGAUUUCUCGUAAUUAAAAUACUUUUUCGUGUAGUGGGUGGUUGUUAUUGAUUCGCUAAAAGACAACACCAAACUACGACUAUGUGUAAUCGCAGUAUGAAAGUGUAGUAUAGUGGGUUCAUUUUUACUUGUCAACCCAUGUCCUAGAUUUACUGUUUACUCCAUAAAUAUUUGUUAUCUAAUGAUUCGGUUUGAGUGAAGUUUAUCAAAAGCAAAAGCAAACAAAAGGCAAGUAACGGUUGUAUUCAGAUUAAGAAGGCUCACUCAGGUAUGAGUCUCCCUAGAUCGCAGUUCCCAAGUUGUAAUUCACCUAAGUCAAUUUGAUUGAUGUUAAACUGCGUAAAUUUCUAAAACAGUCUAGAGUCUAGACUAAAGUGCUCCAGAGCCUCUCAAUUUGAAUACCCAGCGAGCAACUGGUAUCAGCUAAUUGAGGCAAUAAGAUUUAAACUUCCUCUACUAGGUUGUACACCAGUAAAAAGCAGUGAAUCGACUUCUCGACUAAAGUCGCCGAUUCACCACCUCCAAUUCAAGAUGCUCUAUUGACCUAUGCAGAGAUUAUCGUUCUAGGUCAAAGCAGGAAUCGCUAGAAUUUGUUCAAGACUCAAGCAAUUCUGAAUCAAUACUUCAAUUGGAUAUAAAUCAUCAAUCAUUCAUGGCAAAGGGUUCAUACAACUCUUUCUAACAUACAAUAUAGGGUUCUUAUAUAACCAAGUGAUAGAGGGGAUUAAUCCAUAGACAAAGAGAGAGUGGAAAGUUAUGUCGGAUGUGGAAAUCAUCGUGUAGACGGAAGAAAUAUGCUAUGGGUCGUCAAUCGUCACUCCUCGAGGCUUGAAUCGAGCUCCAAUGAUGGGAAGACUUGAUCUAGGUUCACUUUUUGUCACUUUCUCUCUCUAAAUCUCUGUUUUAAACUCCCAUAAUCGAAUGACAACCAAAUUUCCGUGUUCGGCUUGUAAUCGCCCGAGUUGGGCAUACCCGGUCUAAAUAUUCGGUCGGGUCCUUCCAGAGAAACCAGAGUAACGUGCACCAACCUUCAAACUUCACGUCACUCAGCCACCUCCUUCGUCGCAUUCACGUCAUUAACACCAUUAACAUGACCUUCGAUGUUGUGAAGAUUCUAAAUAUAAUAUAUUUUUAAAAAAUUAUUAUGCAUCUCAACAUAUUGUAAAUUAUCUAAAUAUCCGACUACAUCUAUCACAAAGCUGAAAGAUUUGACUAUACCAAAUCUAAAUACUUAACUACAUUAUCACAAAGGUGAAAGAUUUGACCAUAGAGACACAUUUUACCGACAAAAAUUAACCCUAAAUAUUUCCAUCUUAUAGGGGAGGGAAUAGGCAUACUUGUAUACCAUAUAUAUGUUUAUUUGCUCAACAUCAUCAAUUAUAUAUAGUCAAUAAAACACAAUGGAAUUAGCAAUCAACUGCACAAAAAGACAUGGAAACCAAUCAGCUAAUGAGAUCAUAUUGAUUCCCUUCUUUGUUAUUUGGCACUAACAAAGAGGGAAAUGAACCAUAAUUGUGCAAUCUGCCUCGCGAUCUCAUAAUAAAUCAUCUUAGUGCAGCAGUACUAUGAAACAAACAUAAGAAAACAAACUAAAUAGGAGACCACAUGUCGGCCCUGACUACCUUCAGUGAACACAUGGGAAUAUAGCUGAGAUAAUUAUGCAGAUGAUCAACGCCUCUCGUCUCUGCAAUCACAAAACCUUUAAUUAGGAUUUCUUUCGAGUAAUGCCGGUAAGGGGAAGACAAAUGCACAUUUAAGCAGGAUCACUUUCGUGUCUUCAUUAGGACAAACAAAUUCAGAUGCAGUAACCCAAGGAAAUAUUGUUGGGAUAACAGAUGCACAGUAUACUGAUGAAUGAAACGCACGAUGACGAAUACUCCCAACCAUAAUUCGCGCAGCUUGUGUCACAAUCGAUGAACAGAAAGAGCAGUCUUUUUUGUCGUUUGGAGGACACUAGCUAGAAACACAAUCCUCCCAUGUGCAUGCAGGAUAUUGGUGCCCGAUCCCUACCAGCUAUUGCAGUUUGUAAGACCUCGUUCUGUAUGAUGCUAUAAUAGUUGGAGUUUAAUUCGAUUAGUGGUUUAUGAUACAGUGUCAGAGUUGGUUGAACUAUAUAUGAGGUCUUAUGUUUAGGUUUUUUUAUGACCCUAAUAUUAACAGUUAAUUCAAAUACAAUGAAAUGGUGAGUCUGUUUAAACUUUAAAUACGUGAAUUGACUUUCGUUUGACGGAGCAUGUAAAUAAAUGGUAUAUGAUCUAUACAUGAAUGAUGAAUCUCUUUUCAACAAGUUGAGUUGUGAUAUUAUAUGUGUAUGUAUGUGUUGAAUUAAAUACAAAAAUGCUAAAAAUAUUAGCAUAAUCUACUUCCUUCAAAGCCUAAACUCAAUCAUAAAAAGUUAUCACAAUCUUGAUGGUUAAUUUGAGAUGGCAAAAAGGACCCAAUAUUUGGGUAUUGUCCAAAUCCCUCAACCUAAAUUUUUUAUGAGUCAAAUCAAGUUUGGUUAAUUUUACUUUUGGACCACACACAUACAAAAAAAUUAAAUUUCGGUCUAAAUUGGACCCAUAGGUUUGGAAGUAAAAAAAAUGGGUACCCGAUUAUAAAGUAAUUGUUUCUUAUUUUUUUUGUUAUGAAACAAAUAAAAAGGUGAAAACAUUCAUAUUAAAGUUUAUAAUUGGGUUAGAGAUAGUUAAUUUUAAUAGUUGAUAUUGUUUUAGUGUAUGUAAUCAUCUAGAUCUAAUUAGAUCUAUUUGGGUCAAACUCAAACGAAUUGACCCAAAUAUGACUCAAUUCAUAUCGAACCCAAAACCUUUAAAAGAACAUAUAAAUCCAUUUGAAUCCAGCCCAAUACUCAUAUAGAUAAUGUCAAUUGGAUCAAAUUACCCAAUAAAUCAAUCCAUUGGUCAUGUCUAUGGUUAAUCCCUCCACACUCUAAUUCCUCACUUCACUACCAUUACUUCUGGAUUCAUCACUGCAUGCUUUCGGUUGUUUGAAUUUGUAACUUCCGUUUGAGCCCAUAUCUUUUGACGUGCAUGUUCUUACAAGUUGUUGGCCCUAAGGCCCACCAUGACAACAAAGGGACAAACAACAUAAGAAAAGGACAAUAGACUCUGGAACAUUUGAUUGUGAAUUGGGGUUUGUUAUAUUUGGUCAAAAACUAUUCAGGUCCAGGCAGGGGCAUGUGCCUAGAUCAAAUCCGGUCUUGAUAUCUUUGUCGACAAUGAAGAAACUGUGUUGUUAUCGGGGUGGUUUCAACAUUUGGCAAAUUAAUUGCAUGUGCUUUAGCUUAGGGGGCAUGUCCUUAUUCAAAAUUAGCAUCACUAAUUAAUAGCAUAAUUGAGGCUGAAUUAGUGUUUGAAUUUGGACCCAGAACAAGAAAAGAAGUCUUAAUAUUUGGUUGAUACUUUUAAUCACUUAGAUAGAAACUAAUACAACAAAUAAUGGUAUGAUAAUUGAUAGCAUAUUCGAUGAACAGGUAUGAGAAUUCUUUUUCAUAUUUUGGUCUAAGGUAUGAUUGUAUCUCUUGAAGAUUUCGGUAAAGAGGUAGUAUACAAUACAGGAUCUCAGAAGAUUUAUAUAUAGCUGCCCUAGCUAUCAUAGCUAACAAUAAUGAUUAGUAAUAUUCGUCAUUUGAGUUUAUUAAGUUAUUGUUUCAAUAAAAAAUUUUAUUAUUAUACCAAAUUGACUAUUUACGAGGAGAUACUACGUUUUUAAAUAAGUCAAUAUGUGUCUAGGUAGAGUUUUCCUCCCAUUCACAUAAUUCUCGAAUCAUUUACUUACUACAAUAUGGAGAGUUCAAUUCCUUUUCAAAUCCGCAUUAAUUUAAAUCAGACUAUGCAAGAUUCUGCUACAAUCUAAUUAGAUGAAGUCUUGUGAAAUAUAUUGAUAACUGUUUAUCCUAAAAAUAAAUUUCUACCACAUCGAAUAAUUCUAAUAGAUUUAAUGAAUUAUAAGGUCGGUUCAACAUUAAACAUAAACAUUAAAUGAGCUAGUUGGACCUUAUUGAGUUGGGUAUUUUGGUCUAAGUGGCCAAAGCUCACUCUCCCUGAUCUUGGUGCCAAGUCAAGUACCAAUUAGAGACUCAUAUAGAAACUAAGUGUGCAAGAUGAGCUUGGUAGCCAAUCAAGAAGGGUACCAAUUGGCUACCAAACUGGCAAGACAUGCUUGAUAUAUAUCAAGUUAUCAAACCUCCCUAAACCUAAGUAUAGAGAUCAAAUGUGCCAACCCGACGAGGAGGUGACAAGGUAGGGAUGGCAAUUACCCACCCAUGGGUAAUUAUACCCAAACCCAAGUAGACCCAUUGAUAAUGGGUUGGGUAUGGGUGAAGUGCAUAUGGGUUUGGGGGGUUUGUAGAUGGGUUUGGGUAAGGUAUGAAUAUUGCUUCCAUAAUCUAAAUGGGUAUGGGUUGGAUAUGGAUAUCCAUUUACUUGAGGGUGUUUUAACUACACAUGCAAAAAUUGGACCUAUUUGUAAAACUUGAAAAUUUUAGGUACCAAAAUGUAAGACCAAAAAAAUUUAGGUACCAAAAUGUAAUUUUCCAUCGAUAUUUUGAGGACUUAUAUGCAAAAAAAUAAAUUUAGGUACUAAAUAUGCAUAUCUAUUAAGUUUAGGUACCAAAUUGUAAUUUGUAUUUGGGCAUGGGUACAAACCCAAAUCCAUUUGUUAUAAACCCAACCCAAAGUAAAUGGGUAUGGGUACAAACCCAUCAAACUCUACCCAUAUCCAUCUAUUUGGAUUUCAUACCCAACCCAAUUGGGUUGGAUAGUAAAAAACCCAUGGGUAUGGGCAAAAUUGCCAUCCCUAUGACAAGGUGACCAUCUGAGGCACCCGACCGGGUACCAAGUCAUCACGGGAAAUCCCUACAUUCUCAAGACUAAGUAUGGAUCUCGAGCGUGGCUACUUGUCAGCCAAGGUAUUGAGAUGACAGGGUAUGAACUUGAUGAGGAACUGGUGUCUAGCCCCCUUAGGGGGCCAUAUGGUCUUGGUGAAUCCCUAAAAGGGUACCAAUCCGGCAGGCGGGCAAGAUACCAACUUGAUGAGAUUCUAAAAACUAAAUAUGAAGACCAAGCCAGCAGGGUUGGCUUGAUAGUAGGGGCUGACAUGAUUGGCUUGGUAGCCAGAGGUAUCAAGACGGAGAGAUGACAAGGUGUCAAGUUGAUUACAUGGGCUUGGUGGCAAGCUAGAAGGUAUCAACCGAUCAGACCAACUUGGUAGCAACUAGUAAGUCGGCGAGGAGGACUUGGUGGCAAGCCAGCUAAGUGACAAGCUGACAAGAUGAAACCUAGCCCUCAAAGAUCGAGUAUGGAGUCUUGGUGGAUAAAUGGGCUAGGUUCUCAUCCCAUCAAGACAUGAUCAUGGAAAGGUGACAAGAUGGAAGGUGGUUCCAACUACCAAUAUGAGAGCAACAUGGAGACUCUAAGUAUGAAGUCUCUAGGGCUGUCAAUGAGUCUUAAUGGUAAGAAGCAACGUUAUGGAGGCAAUUUAUGAAUACCAAUUUUUAUAGAUGAUUUCAAUAGGGUAAUUAACUAGAUGUAUCAUUCAUAAUUACUUAGUUUAAUAUGAAAUAACGCAGUACAAGGCAAAUCAUGAAGGUCGGGCUGGAGUUUUCAUGGACGUGUUUGAUGGGGUUAUGUGCAUUAGCAAGGUAGGUACCACAAGAUAUGUUUAAAUUUUUUGUUGAGUGAAUAAGAUUGUCCUUCAACUAAAUUUAGAGUAUCUUGGUUGAUAAAUAAUUUUUUCAUUGCAUAUAGUAUGGAUGGAAAAUGUUAUUUUCUUACUAAUUUUGUUAUUGUAUUGUGCAGAAUACUUCAAGAUUUAGAUAUUGCUAUAUAUGUAUUGUUUCUCAAGCAUAAGAAAUAAAUAUUGACUAAACGUUAUCAUCAUGAGUUUCCUAUUUAUGCAAUCAUUUUUCAGACAAACUUUUUAUUUGUUAUGUCAAUUUUCUUUUCAACCAUAGGCAACUAAGUGACUACAUAAUUAAAUAGACAAGUUAUGAAUGCUUAUUCACAAGUGUUAUAACCAAGGUUGUGACACCUCUACUGGGUGACUGGUUGGACUAGGUCCGACCAAAGUCGUGCUGCAAAACGGAAUCUACAAAAUCAAGGGUCUAAUCGUUAGUGAGGGAGAAGAAGAUAAAGGCAAGGUGGAGGGGGUGAGAGGCAAGGGGAUGGUGGGUGGAUCUUGGGAUAGGUAUGUUUUUAAUAAAAUUUGACUAUUUGAGUUUUUAAUAUAUAUAUAAAAGUUAGUACAUUCUAUUUACUCACUAAAUUUCUAUCUUAUAUGUAAAUAUAUUUAGAAAAGGUGUAAAACGGCUCAUACAGGUUGGACAUCAAUCAAAUCAUUAAACUUCAAAUCACAUGCUUGACCGGCUCAAUGAGUGAAACCGGUUUCAAAACGGCCCAACCCUAGUCGAGUUUCAAAACGGUCUUCAGAAAGCCCCCGGUCUAAUCCCUAAAGAGUGAGAAGAAGAGCGGGGAAAGAGAGGAAGAGGAACGAAAAAAGUGAGAUGGUGGGUGGGUCAUGAGGUUAGGUAGAUUUAUUUUGUGAAAAAUAAGUUUUUAAUAUAUAUAUGUAAGAUAAAUUUUAUUUCAGUCAUUAAAGUUUUAAUUACUACCUUAUUUAUAUAUUUAUUUAGAAAACGUCUAAAACAGCUCAAAUCGGUCGGACUCCGAUCAGACCAUUCAAUCUCAAACCCCUUACUUAACCGGCUCAAUAACUUAAAUAGGUUUGACAACUUUUGCUACAAAUACAAUCCAUUCCAAACAAGCCCAACCACUUUUAUUUUCACUCGUGGGUGGAUUCAUCUCAAAGUAAGCCCAUUUACAAGUUCUUUAUUCCACAUGUUACUCUUCAUCAAAUAUACGGGUUUACAAAAUCUUCCGCAAUUUCGGAACUCAACUUUGCUCUACAGAUUGAAUCUUUAUCACUACUAGCUUAUAACCCGGCCCGUUGGCCGAAAUGUUUAUAUUUGAUUUUUUAUACUUUUUAUGUUACGUUAAAGUCUAUCAACUCGUUUAAUUUUAUUGACAAUCUUUCAAUUGAGAUGAAACAUAAAAAAAGAAUAUAUAGGUCGAACAUUCAGAGAAAUAUCAUCAUCAUUUGAGAAAAUAAAAUAUAAAAAUGUAUAAAACAUCUCAUUUUCAUAAUCUAUCUAUCUAUCUAUCUAUCUAUACAUAAUAUUAUGGCAAUUCAAAAUUAAAUUUUUGCCACAUAAGCACUUGGAGAGAUCUCAAGUUGCCAAGGUGGACAAUUUUUUUACAAAAAAAAAUAGUUAUUGACCUAUUUAUGGAGUUGUCCCUCUCUAUUCAUUUAAUAUUUAAUUCUCUUUUAUCCAAUAAUUAUUUUGUUUUUGUUUUUGCAUUAUAUCUAUAAAUAACAUAUGGAGAGAAAGGUUAUCAAACUGGUUUAGCAAGUGUAAUGGUUUUACCAGUGGUACAACCGGUUUGUGUCGUUUCAUGCCAGUUAAUAAAAUAUGUAGAAAUAUAAAAAAUUAUUGAUAUCAAAUGAAUUUAAUCAUAUAUAAACCAUAUUUGAAGAUAAUUUACGUACAAUUAUUAUUGAUAUUUGAAUAAAAUAUGAUAUUUCAAAUAAAAUUACAUGUACUCAUACUUGAAUUCACUAAAACUAUGUAUUUUCCUUAGAAAUUCGUAAAAAGAUCAUACCGGUCAUACCGAUGGUGUCAUGUCGAUUUCAUGACCGGUACCGGUUGAAUGGUUCAACCGGUGGCAUGCCGAUCGACGUGACAAUCUUGAUGGAGAGUGACAUAUAUCACAUUUUGGUUUUGCAUUCUAUCGAUGUAUGCAACAGUAUACUAAUGUUCGUAGAGUGACAUAAAUAUCACACUUUUUAAACCAAAAAAUAUAUGAUUAAAGAUUACUAUGUAAAUUCUGCUCAUUUUUACUAAAACUUAAUAAUAAUUUACAUUUUAAUGAAUAAUUUGAACAAACACACAAAAAUAAUAAUAUUUUGUCGAUAAUGUCUGAAAGAAACUUGACUAAGAAAUAAUAGUUAUUUAUUAAAAAAGCUUCUUAUUCAUUCUGAUCAAGUGAAAAUAUAUGAAUCGCAUGUGCAGUAUUUAUAAUGUAUCCUAAGUUCACAUUACUAAUAUUUUCUCUAAGUCAUGUUGAUUGAGCAAAUUCUAUUUAGGUCUUACAUCAUAUGCUAAGAAAUUUUCUUUUCAGACUUGGAGUUAUUUAUUGUUAAAGAUUAUAAAUUGAAGUUUCCAAAAUGACUUAGAGUAUAAUAGUUGAUGAACUUUGACUGAGACACGAGAUCACUUGAAAAAUGAAAUGUGUGAAAUUUAGAAAAAUCUUUGUUAAGGAUGUACGUUAAACAUCACAUUUAAUGCUAAGAAAGAUCUAAAUUCGAA
Molecule: messenger RNA, 11053 nt
Organism: Linum trigynum
Lineage: Eukaryota; Viridiplantae; Streptophyta; Magnoliopsida; Malpighiales; Linaceae
Source: the annotation of a GenBank genome assembly